CACAAUGUGUGGGCUCCUCCUCCAGAAAGUCUCGGUGUGUUUUGGUCGAAUGGAAACCGCUGGAAUGGCCGGACGCUUCCAGUCACACCCUCCCUCCUGCAUGCCGGGGAACAGUCCAGUAAUGCGAGAGGCAGGGCGCUACUAACUUCUACACUUAAGACGCUCGUCAAAGUCAAACUCCUGGAAAAGAAUUCCGUCCCGCACGCCGCUUCCCCCGUGUUUUUUUUUUUUACGGCUUAAGUGAAUAUUUACACGGCAGCAGGAGACGACGUUCCCGGUGCAGUGGCGUGCAAUGCUGGGACAGAGCAAUUCGACGAGGAACCUGCACUGAGCGGAUUUGGAUUGUAUUGUAGUCUUGUUUCGACACGGUUCUUCCUGCCUUGGUGUUCUUUACCACUCAAUUACUUUGAAAAUGCCUGGGAAAACCAAAUAUAACUUGGUUGAUGAUGGGCAUGAUUUGAGGAUCCCGUUGCACAACGAGGAAGCAUUCCAACAUGGAAUCAACUUCGAGGCAAAGUACAUCGGCAGUCUGGAUGUGACACGACCAAGUAGCCGAGUGGAGAUCGUGGCUGCCAUGAGACGAAUAAGGUAUGAGUUCAAGGUGAAAAACAUAAAAAAGAAAAAGGUCAGCAUCAUGGUGUCUGUUGAGGGUGUAAAAGUCACCAUAAGAAAAAAGAAAAAAAAGAAAGAGUGGAUGUGGGAUGAAAAUAAAAUGAUGGUGAUGCAAGACCCCAUUUACAGAAUAUUCUAUGUGUCUCAUGACUCCCAGGAUCUAAAAAUAUUCAGCUACAUCGCCAGAGAUGGACACAGCAAUGUUUUUCGAUGUAAUGUUUUCAAGUCCAAAAAGAAGAGUCAAGCCAUGCGCAUUGUCCGGACAGUCGGGCAGGCAUUCGAGGUUUGCCACAAACUGAGUCUGAAGAACGCACAGCAGAACACAGAAGGAAAGGUGGACUGCCAUGGUGAAAAGAAUGGCAAUGACUCUUCCAUCACGGCUGUAUGUGUGUGUACUUUAGUUGGCUCAGCUCAGGAGACAACAGGAGUAGCAAAGGCUACAACUGCUGCAGAGGAGACAGACAUCGAUGCUGAUGAGACAAACCAAAUACCGAUCUCAGAGGAACUUAACAUCAACAGAGGGGUGACGGAUUUGGAUGCCACAGCCAAGACAUCAGACCUCAACCACUCAGAAAAGGCUUCAGAAGAGGCCUCCUUACUGAUGUCCAGUCCCAGGAUGCUGCUCCCAGCAUCAAGUGUGCUAUCCCCUGGCACCCCUUUAUCUGUACACCACCAGAUUCAACUCCUCCAACAGCAGCUUCAGCAACAGCAGCAGCAAACACAAGUUGCUGUGGCACAGGUUCACCUCUUGAAAGACCAGCUAAGUGCAGAAGCCACGGCUCGCCUGGAGGCCCAGGCUAGAGUUCAUCAGCUACUGCUGCAAAACAAAGAUCUGCUGCAGCACAUCUCACUCCUGGUUAAACAGAUCCAGGAACUGGAGACCAAAAUUGCUGCACCUAACUCCAUGGGAUCCCUGGACAGUUUGUUGGAGAUCACUUUCCGGUCCACUGUGCCCCCUGUAAUCUGUGACCCGACAACCCCUAAACCAGAGGUGUCUGCCCUGAACUUACCACAGCUGUGCUCCACUGACGGGACCAGUAACGCCUUUGCUUCCUCCAAUGGGACUCUGGGAAGCCCACUAGUUGAUCAAAGUAUGUUUGAGAAUUCUGUUGCCCAGCAACAGAGUCCUCAGACCCACAGGCAGGGCCAACCCUCUGCAAGACGAUCUCCAGCAUCCCAUAACACUAACAUGGGUGCCUGCUCCUCUGACUCGCCUUCCUCUGGAGGUCAACAGAGGCUGAAAAAUGCUUUUAAUCUGGGAAAGGCUGUUGGGGCAAAGGUCAAUGACCUGUUGAGAAGGAAGGAGUCCAGUCAUGGGGACAUCGGGGUCACUGAGGUCAACAAGAAUGUUGGUGCUGUGUGGAGUUGCAUGGACCAAAUCAACCAAGAUUCUACAAACAGUCACAUAUCCUUUGACUCCAUUCCUCGGUUGGACCCACCACCGCCAUCGGGAAAGAAGCGCCUCCCUCGAGCGUUAAAGACCACCCAGGACAUGAUGAUCUCCUCUGACCCUGUGGUAUCCUCUCUGGACACCGCAGACUCAUCCUCACCCGACAAGACACCCCUUAUCACCAAGGAGGAUCCGAGAAGCGAAGAUGAUGUGCAGAAUUGUGAUUUGGAUGACGCAUCAGCAGAGAUCAGCACUACUGGUGAUCAAGCUGAUAAGACAUCUGCGGGCAGGGAGACAGAAAUGGAAAGCAAUGGAAAGGUAGAUACAGUGAUAUGUGGAGAUGAACCAAGUGGAGGAGAUGCAGAGGAACACCAGCUCCACCUGUCAGUGCCAGACCUCAUCAACAAAGAUCCUCCUCUGCCGGAGCCGAGAGCCAAGACCUGCGAUGUCUGGCAGAAGCCGUCAGGUCUGGACUCCAGACUGGCCUCCACCCCCAGCUUAGGGAAAACUCCCUGUCGCAUCAGCCUGGAUGAGGAGAUCUUGUUGGCCAAUGGCAGCCCCUGCAAGAAAGACUUUGAAGUGGGCGUCGACGACACAGAGUCACACCCAGACCUGCUGUCCUUUGAAUAAUCACUCCAGUUAUCUCAGUAAGAUUCACACCACUCUUAAUUCCCAUUCAGAAUCUAGUUCAAGUAAAGCUACAGGAAAUAGGCCAAAUAUGAUCUUUUAGCUUUUUUAAUUUUGCAUUUCAAAAUAGUUGGAAAAAUGAAUUGCUAACAAUGAUACAUUGAAUUAACACCACUGUGAAUCCAGCGUCCUGAUUCGUUGUUGAUGGUGCUGACUGUGGUGUUUGGCAAAGACUAUUUAGUGCCAUCUGACUGUGGGGCACUUUGACUCUCACUACAUAAUUUCAGAUAUUCGUCGUCUUGUGCAUCCGGGCCCCCAAUUCCCUUUUUCGCCCUUGUUAGACAAUUUGUGUUGCUCUCUGCAGUUAACAGCAUAGUAAGAGAUUUUAUGUUUCCUCUUGCACUGAAUAAUCGCUCAGUAGAUGGACGGUUCCUGAAGACAGCACUUUUUGUGGCUGUUUUGGAUUGCUGACAAUGUUUUCAGCUGUGCAACACAAUUGCCAAAUGCUUCUCUAAUAAUCAUUUAGCCGUAUAAAAGGAUUAGCUUGUAUUAGUAGCCAUGGAUGCAGAGGACUGGCAGUAGGUGAUAAUACACCUACAGGUGACACCAAACUUGUAGAUCAUUCUUUCAUUAGUGUAGGAACUUAGCACUAUACGAGUGAAUAGAUUUAACAUUUACAUGUAAUACAUCAAGGUUUUAGAAUCAUUUGACACAUGGUCAAAGACUUGUUAGUUGUAGUAAAUCCUUGCGGAGACAGAUUAACUUUGCGUCCAUGUUAACCUCACAAAACAUUCACGUCAGUGAUAACAAUCAUGAUGAUUGGAUGCCACAAGUUUUAGAAAUCAGUACAUAAUUAACUUGAAUCAAUAUUGUGUUCUAUGGUUAUAUAAACAUGUACCUACCAAAAGAAAGAUUAGACUCCCAUCUUUCAUCAGGAAAAUUCUUUAGUAAUCAUAGGUAAGUUUCAGGGAAAAAAAACAGUUCCGGACUAGAAAAGGGAGAAAACUAGCAUUUCAAGCAUAACCUUCUUUUCAUAACUACUUUUGUGACAGCUCAAAUAUAUAAACAACUAUACCCCAACAUGGAAAUAACUAUUUACAAAUGAACUAUUUACAAUUUUAACAUUUGGAAUUAGGCUGCAUGGCGGUUGAGUGGUUAGCGUGCAGGGCUCACAGCUAGGAGACCCGAGUUCAAUUCCACCCUUUGCCAUCUCUGUGUGGAGUUUGCAUGUUCUCCCCGUGCGUGGGUUUUCUCCGGGUACUCCGGUUUCCUCCCACAUUCCAAAAACAUGCUAGGUUAAUUGGCAACUCCAAAUUGUCCAUAGGUAUGAAUGUGAAUGUGAAUGGUUGUUUGUCUAUAUGUACCCUGUGAUUGGCUGGCGACCAAUCCAGGGUGUGCCCCGCCUCUCGUCUGUCGUCUGAAGACAGCUGGGAUAGGCUCCAGCACCCCUGCGACCCUUGAGAGGAUAAGCGGUAGAAAAUGAAUGAAUGAAUGAAUGAACAUUUGGAACUGAACUUUGGGUGUGCAUGUGCGUAUGCGUUAAAAUUUCCCGACAAUGUGUAACCUCCACGCUCUCUCACUUCCUCUUUCCUGUCACAUGUGAUUUAUCUGUUGACAUGAUCUCAUGAUUGACAUGAGUUAAUAAGGUUUCAUUUGCGUGUAGUAAUUUGGUCCCAUAAGUAUAGUCGAGCUUCAUGCUUUGCAGCUGGUCUGUGUUAGAAGCAAUACAAAAGACGUUCAAGAUGCCUCCCGCAUUAAUUAAUGUGCAUGGUGGCGGCGGACUUAAAUGGCAACUAUUUUUAUUGGAUUUCCCGUACUUGGUCAUGAUGUCAAAUGACCAAAUGAUCAGUGUAGCAGAAAUAGUGGGCAUAUUCUUAAUGAUUCGUUAUACAGGAUGCAAUUACAGUUAAUAUCAGAUACAUUCAAUAAAACCAUUAUAUUCAUGACAGCUUUUUGUGUCCUUUUAUAGCAAAUGGGGAAAGAUAGAUCAAUGACAUUUCUACAGAAAUGAGAUAACAAGAACAUAAAGCAACACACCAAAGACAAAUGUGUGCCUUAGUAUGUUUUGGUUCGGUUAUUUUUUACAAGUUGUCUGACUUGUUUUUCAAUUCUUUAAUGUAUUUCUUCGAUCUUGUACCGCCACCGAGGCCUGUUCAUUGAUUGUUUUCAACAGUGUUUUUAAUCUCUGGGUGUUAUAUAAGUUGUCGCUCUGGCUGAAGAUGUAUACUUACAGCUUAAGUUUCAACAACUUUGUCAACUUUGGAUCUAUUUUGAAAUCCUGACCCACUUUAGGGUUAUUUGUUGAUUUGCUUCCUCAGCUUGCUGCUGGAAUGUGUUUAUAUCUCUGCAUAUGUUACAAAAUACAUUACAAGUACACCAUUGUGCUUUUAGGGGUUCAAGCUUGUUACUAAAUAGCUGCACUGGAAAAUAUCCAGUUAGCAUGGAUUCCAGUCAUAGAAGUACAUUCGUGUAGAUUGUACCUUUUGAUUGUGUCAUACUUUGCCCCUUUUUCAGUGUAGUAGACAUCCAUGUAUUCCAAAGCCGUGGAAAUGACAGUGUUUUCUGUGAGGUGUUGAAAUGGCCUCUAAAAGUGACCGCAGUGAUCUCCCAAAGUAACAAAAAUCCCCACAAGAUACCAAGCCAACGGUCGUUAUGGUGGUGGCCGGCUCAAUGAAAGGAAUGCCAAGAUGAACUAGAAAAGACACUUUGUUUGACUUUAUUCUCCCAGUCUAUUUCUGUCUCCUUCUUUGUCUCUUUGUCGUGCGAGCUGCUCGUGUCCCCAAAAGUCCUCUUCAACUUUCAAGCUGUAACUUUACGUGCCCAAAGGACUCAGUCACACAUGCUGAGAUUACGCAGGGCAGAGAGGAGACAACUUUUGACCUGACGCUUAAAACCUGACACACAUGCAAAACUACAAACACAGCUGCUUAUAUUAAUUAAAGUAAAAGCAACACGACGCUAAGUGGCUGCUCCGACUGUUUCUAAAAUAUUCAAAAUAAUUUUAACAGUGACAUUUAUUGAGUGGCUUAUGACUAUUGUUGCUAUUGUGAUAAAUACAUCAGAUCAGGCUUUCCAUAGCAAUUUUAAGGGUAAAAACCUGAAGUGGCAUAACCUACACAUAACUUGGACUGUAAGUGCUAUGGUUAAACAUACCGCGCUUGAAGCAUAUGCUGUGCGCACUCAUUUCAGCGGUGGUACCAAGCUGACGGACGAGUGCCAGUAUUUUGUCUUCUCUCUGGGAUGCCAAGGGCACCAAUGAGGGGGUCUGCUGCAUUUGCGGUUCAGUAGGCAGCGGAUGUGGCUGGAAGGGGCCCAGCAGAGGUGGAUAAACCUGCUGUUCAUUCAAGUUUUAGUUAAUAAUGCGAGAAGACUAGAAAUAAAUGCAUUGCGAAAUACUAAACAUUUUGGUAAAACAAGCACAUUGGCUUUUUUUGCUUGAAAUAAGCUAUGAAAAUAAAUAGUAGAGUAGCUCUUCGCCAUUUUUAUUGUAUAAAAGUAGCACUCACAAGAAAAAACCUCAGUGACCCCUUUUAAAGCCAGUAGUACAUUUAAACAUUUACACUGCAUGUAUGUGAUCGGUAUUAACACCAGACUAUUUCACUCAUGGAUUAUCAGGAUAUCAGGUUUCGCCGACCGGAACAUCCCUACUUAAAUGGGUUAAAAUGACCUUUUACUUGCACAAAAUACGUGUUUAGGAAAUAGCUGGCUUUCCUGACAUUUUGGAGACACUGUAUCUCGGGAUAUGACAUGACAUGACAACCACUCCGAAAUGUUUCCUUUACGUCACUUAGGCUAUGUUAUAUAUAUUUUUUGUUUGUUUUUUGUGAUCUGUAUGUGAACAAUACAGUGACGGGCCUCCUUUGUAUGUGGAUGUGCAACUGCACUCUGAGCGUAUAACCAACCUAUACUUCAUUGAAAGGCGUGUUUUGCUGUGCAAGAGUUGGGGAAACCGAGUUAAGAAGCAGGUACGACUUGAAGGAAAAAAAAAAUCAGAGAUUGUGAGAAAGUCCCAGCAAGAACCGACCGGUGGGACAUUGACAUGAGCUGCUGCACUGACAGAUUUUUUUAAAAAUAUUUUUCAGACAAGAAGAGUACCUAUCCCAAACUCUUGCACAACAAAACAUGCCUUCCAAAGAUACGUAGUAUAUACUGCAGUAGCAAGUGUUGGUGGCAAGGCUUCUUAUAGUUUUUUUUUUUUUAAGUCCUUGUUCGUACUGAUGAUGAUGCAACAUUGGUGUACAUUGUAUACAAAUAGAAGUAUUUUCUACAUUAUGUGUGAAUAUAAAAAUCCAAAUAUUUUCUUCUAGUCCAGAUAAGAACAGGAAGAUACUGCUUUCUCUGUUUCUUUUUAAAUGCUGAUCUGAUUCUGUAAUUCCGAUUAAAUGAAGAAAGCUAAAGCAUGAAGGAUUUGAACACGGCACAUUUACUUAAAAAAAAAUGUCCAAAAGUUGUCAAUUAUGGAUAGUUUUUAUUUUUCAAAUCUAUAACUCCUGUAAUGACUGUACAGCUUGAAAACAUCUGAAAUAGAUUGAAUUAAA
Molecule: messenger RNA, 7167 nt
Organism: Doryrhamphus excisus (bluestripe pipefish)
Lineage: Eukaryota; Metazoa; Chordata; Actinopteri; Syngnathiformes; Syngnathidae
Product: carboxyl-terminal PDZ ligand of neuronal nitric oxide synthase protein-like
Molecular function (GO): nitric-oxide synthase binding
Source: RefSeq, a predicted model, not a curated record